Messenger RNA from Meloidogyne enterolobii, 2702 nucleotides. The record is from the annotation of a GenBank genome assembly. NCBI's taxonomy places the organism in Eukaryota, Metazoa, Nematoda, Chromadorea, Rhabditida, Meloidogynidae.
GUAUUUGUAAAAUGUCAACCACCACUGCUGAUAAGAAGGAGAAGCGUAAGAAGCGCAAACUUAAGGCAAUUGCUGAACCUGCAAAGGACUUUCGAAUCAAGGAUCAACAUGGGCUUUGUUCAAUGUUUCUUAUCACCGUCGAGAAGGGAAAAAUGGCCUAUCGCUAUGAUGUUGACGUUCAAAACGUAACCAAGCAGAAGAACUUGUCGAAGGGGGCGGACGAUGGGCAACGAGCGCUUCAUCGCAACAUUUGCUACGAGUUGUUGACUGUGGCGUAUGGGAAGACUAACGCUUUUGGGAUGCCUGUUGGAAGUGAGAUUGUCUACAACUGCAAGAGCUUGAUGUACACUUCUGCUCCAAUCAACAUGGCAGAGCCUAAAAUUCUCAUUUCCAAUGACGAUGUUAAUGAGUAUGUCCGAACUUAUAUGGGUGUCGCUGAUUUUUCUGUUUCUGUUACUUCAAAUGCACAAUGCCCAGUACUUGAUUUGUCGGAUAUGGAACAGUACAAAUCGCGUAAGUCUAUGUUUGAUGAGGACAGAACUCUCCGCACUUUUCUUGAGAUGGCGCUUACACAAUUCUCCAUUAAUAACAAUCAAUAUGCACCCGUUGGUGUCGGGAAGCUUUACGAAAUUACACCCGAGAAUCAAGUUAACGUUGGAAAUGGAAUUGUUAUGCGUUCUGGAGUCGCUAAGGGUGUACGUAUUGUUCACAAUUAUGGAGAUCCUGCGCCUGCUCUUGUUCUUGAUACAAAAGUCUCACCAUUUUAUGAAGCACAGGACUUGAUUGCAACAAUUAUGGCUAUAACUAAUGGACGUCAACCGCAAAUGAAUGAUUGGCCAAGAAUCCGCGCAAUUUUGGGUGAUGUUCGUGUUGAGGUUGCUUAUGCUCGCCACCGUACUUUUGCUCUUGGGCGUUUCAUGGACAGGCCCAUGUCUGAGACCAUGUGUUCCUAUCAAGGAAAGAAGCUUCCAAUGCAUAUUUAUUUUCAACGUCGUUAUGGAAUUACUUUAGAAUUCCCUCAUUUUCCUGCUGUCAUGCCGAACACUCCAGUUCCAAAAGGACGUCAAACUGAGCUUUUUCCCGUUGAACAAUUGAUAAUUAUGGAAGAUCAGCGUCUGCCAAUGGAAAAGCUAGACAAAAAUUUAACUUCGAGGCUUUUAUCUGCCAAUUCUAUUCUUCCACAAGAACGUUUUGACAAAAUUAUACGACAUGCUAAUGAAAUGGGCGUUUUUGAUCAAACUAAUGCUGUACUCCGUGCUUUUGGCAUUUCUGUUGAUGUUACUUCAAAUAGAAUUGUGAUUGGUGUUCGAUCGAGUCCUCGAAUUCGUUAUGCAAAUAAUCAAAUUGUGACACCGUCUCCUGAUCAGGCUGAUUGGCGUAAAGCAAGUGGUCAACAUCAAUAUUAUGAAACUCAUGAAAUUUGCAAUUGGAUUGUUUUGUGUGAUGCUCGUAGCUCGGUCUUGGUUGGUAAAUUUGUUGAUACUUUGGUUGCUGCUGCUCGAAAGAAGGGAAUGAUCCUUUCCAACAGGCCUCCAAUAAUGCCAUUUACACCAAGCAACCGUGGUUGGCCAGACAUGUUUGAACGUUGUGUGAACCGUAAUAUUGAAUUUAUCAUGUUGAUUGAUAAUAAGACAGAGGACACUCACGGAUUGCUCAAAUAUUAUGAAGCUUAUUACAAGAUUGUCACGCAACAUAUUACACUGGAACGGGCAAAGGAUGUUGUUACUCAUGGAAAAGCACAAACAUUGGAGAACAUUAUUCACAAGGUCAACUGCAAAAAUUUUGGACUCAACUACGUUCCGCUUUUUGAACGAUCUGCUGAGCGCUUUUCCUUUGAUAAGGGAAAAAUUUUGGUGGUUGGUUAUGAUGUUUCCCAUCCACCUGCGGCUACCCAUCAAGAGAGACGUAUGAUGCAGGUUAAAGGAUUAACUUGUGAAUCUUUUGAUCCUUCUGUUGUGGGGAUUUGUGCUAAUAUGGCAAAGAAUCCUCAUAAUUUUGUUGGCGACUAUUUUUAUCAAGAAUCACGUAGAGAGUCUGUUGAUAUUGGGCAAUUGGCGGAAAGAGUUACUUGGAUUUUGACAACACUUGAACAUAAUCGUCCUGAGCAUGCUCGUCCUAAGUAUAUUAUGGUUCUUCGUGAUGGUGUUUCUGAGGGCCAAUAUAAAAUGGCUGUUGAGGAGGAAUUGGAAGCUUUCAAAAUUGGGUGUCUACAUUAUGAUGAAAAUUAUAAGCCAAAGUUUAUGUUUGUUGUCGGCACAAAGCGCCAUUUCAAAAAAUUCUUUAUGGUUCAUGAAGACAAAAUUGUGAAUCUUACUCCAGGCUCUGUCAUUAAUGAGAAAAUUGUUCGCCCUGAAUUGCCAGAAUUCUUUAUGCAAUCGCAUUUUCCAAUUAAAGGAACUGGUAAACCUGUUGAGUAUAGUGUUCUUCUUGAUGAAAUUGGAAUGACUCAAGAUGAACUUCAGGGUUUUUUGAACGGACUUUGCUACUCUCAUCAAAUUGUAAAUUCGGCCAUUUCUCUUCCUGAACCGAUUUAUCAAGCUGACGAGUUGGCUAAGCGUGGAAGGAACAAUUUUAUGGCAAUGAAGCGCUUCUUUCCUGAUAUGAUUCCACGCCAACGCUCUGGAUUGGUUUUGAUGAAGCAACUGACUGAAUUGAUUUCUUAUAAGGACAGUAUUUUAUGUUGCACUCGACUUACCGCUUAA